CUAUUGGUUUGGAGGUCGUGUAUUACGAGUAGCUAACAUUUGGUAUCAGAUUAGGUCAUCCUGGAUCUGUUCUCUGCUGUGCGGUGGCGCCCCCGAUCGUGAUCGUCCGUGAUGGAUCAUACAGAUGUUGUCGUCCGCAAGCUGCUCGAUGCAAUGGCACUGAUGGAGAAGCGCUUGACAGCUGCGUUGGCUGGCAGUCAUGGUGAGCAAACUGCUCGCGGAUGCACUGCCUUCUUCGACGACGGUCGCAUCGAUGAACUCGAUGUGUGGGACGAGGACGCCACGAGCGUCGACGCAGAUGACUCUGUCUCCGCCUCCAUGGUAGAUCGGGAACUGCGCUUCGACGAGUUCACCUUCAACGACAAAUCUGCGCAGUAUCACCUCUCGUCCACCCACGAGGCCCUCUUCUCCGACGGCGCCAACCCCUUCUUCGACGAGGCGUGCUAUGCACUCACAGUGUUCGAUCAAAUGCCCAGCCCAUGCUUCGAUGGAGAGCCUAUUUUCGACGAGGUGCCCAACGACUCCAUCACCGAGUACGAAUUGUCGUUCAUGGAGGUUCCCCACUUCGCGUUACGCUGCGAGAAGAUUCAGCAGCACGUCGACGUUGCUGCUCUCCGGGGCGAGGAGCACCUAGUCUCCCUCGAGACAAUGAAGUCGAAGGUCGAGGCGGGGAACACCAUGGCGGCGAUGGCCGCGGCCGCCUCGCCACUCCCGUCCCUACUCGCUGUGGGGAAUCUGACGCCGUCCUCCAUCGCGCAACCGCAUCCGCAAGCUGGGGCGGUGGGGUCGUCCGAGUCGGAGCUUGCGGCGCCUUCCUCCGUCCACGACGACUCUGUCGCGCUGAUCGCCGUCUCCGGCAGAUGCGACUACGCACGCGCCAACGAGAUGACCAGCGCCCAGAUCGACGCCAUGGCACAGGACGAGACAGACGAGAUUGCCAACACCGUGGAGCAGCUGACGGGCCUGGGCGUGGAGAAGGUGGUGGCAACUGCGCUACCCCCGAUUGGCUGCACGCCAUGGCUAUCGAGGUCCAACAACUACGGCUCCUGCAGCACCCUCGACACCCUGUUUCAGGUGGUUGCCGUGUACAAAUUUAGGGACCCAAAGACCUCCGACCAGGAGAUGCUCGAGAGCAUCUGCGGCGUGCUCAUGCCCUUGAAGCUCCAAGCUAAGGUAUCCAGGCCCAUGGACAUCAUCAUCAAUUCACUCUACAACAACAAGGAUAUCUUCGUGUGGGAGUCCAUAUCUAAUGUUUCUGAUGCGUUGGAGAGGAUUAGGAUCCUUUCCCUUACUGAUAAGGAGGUUCUGGUUGAAGGGGACACUGAGAAACUUGAGAUUCAGUUGGACAAAGAGAAGAAGAUGCUCUCCAUGCAGGAUAAGAGUAUUGGUAUGACCAUAAUUGCUAAUGGCGUUCAAGUCAGACCUCUGCCAUGGCCAUCUUUCUACUAUUAUGCAGCUUGGGUGAGGUGGAUGAAAUCACUGGUCAUGGCGCUCUGCUGGGACUUGUUUGGCGCCGGAACAGAGACCACAUUGGUCACAACUGAAUGGGCCCCGUCGCUUCUGCUGAACCACCCGGAGGCCCUGAAGAAGGCACAGGCAGAGCUCGACGCGUUGGUGGGCAGCUCACAUCUGAUCACCACCGAUGACAUGUGCUACCUCGGCUACCUGCACUGCAUCAUCAACGAGACCCUGCACAUGUACUCGGCCGCCAUGCUGCUCCUGCCGCACGAGUCGAUGGUGGACUGCAAGGUCGACGGCUACGACGGUACCCUCUCCAAGGACGAUGGCCUGGUCGAUGGACUCAGAAAAUGUGAGCAAUGGAAGUGGCAGGACAUAUUUGCAUCGAAAGAAACAAAAACAAGUUCAUGGUUCCACGAAUUCAUUGGGCGAGCAAAGAAACCAGAAAUGGGAUGCCCUCCAUUUGGCUGUGGUUGUGGUUGGGAUGUCGUGCCGUACAAGCAACCAUGGCCACCACCCAUGCAAUUUAUGCUACUUGGUGAUGGUGUUCAAGUUAGACCUAUGGCGUGGCCAUCUUUUUACUGUUAUGCAACCUUGGUGCGAUGGAUUAAAUCACUGGUCGUGGCCAACAUUCUGACAAAGCAUCCUUGGUUGGCAAUUGAUCGAGGCAGCCUGUUCAAAGUGGAUUGCAGCUACAGUACCACAGGUGCUUCGUUACAGUAUGCAUUGCAACUUUUCUUGUUGCUAGGAAUAUUCAGAGCCAAUGCUUGGAAUUGCACAUGUCCACUUGUUACCACAUUAAAGGACCAUAAUGCCUCUGCAAUGCCUUUGACGCUGUUGAUAUGACGUUGUCGCGAAGUCCAAGUUACUGCUACUCAGGGGUUCGGAUCAAGGGUUCCCAUUCUAUCUCCAAGCUCAUGGAACGUUCGACAUUCUUGCUACAAAUCUCUGCACACUUGAAGAAGUUGAUCCACCAAUCUUGUCUAUACUAUGAGCGGCUUGGGGGCAAGCCGCAUUUGAAGCGGUGGGAAAUGUCAGCAUACUGUCAUGUGGGGUCUUUGACAGAUGGCAAUUAGGCAUAUUCAGCUAUAAAAAGGAGACAUGUUGAAGCUGUGGAGGAUCAUCAAAGAAUCAAUUUACAAACUAAAGACUACAUUUCUCUAUUACUCUCAUCUGCUUCCUCUCCUUCCCUCUCAUGUUACCGGUUCUUCUAUCUCUAAUACAUUCUGAUGUACCCUGAUUUGCCAGAAUAAUAUACAGAGUGUUCCUCUAGCUAUUGGUUUGGAGGUCGUGUAUUACGAGUAGCUAACACUUUCUCCGAUCCCCUCCUCUCCAGUUAAUCCCUCUGUCCAUUGCUAUCACAGAUCGUGCACUGCUGUAGCUAUACAUUCCACACCAUGAAACGGAGCGCAGCCAACACGAUCGUACAACUGGUGAGGCAUAUUCUUCGUUUCCCGCCGUCCAAUCCAAUCUUGCCUAAACUUUCUUCCUCGUGGAGUUUUUGCUGCUUCACGCUGGCCAAAUCUGCGCGCAAAGCCGGCGGCGGUGCUCGGUCGCGUCGGGCCGUCGGGGUCGAGGCGGCCGCGGCGAAGGUGCUGCCGCGGCUGCGGAUCCUCGCCGUCCUCGCCGUGGUAGCGUGGACCUUCUUCCUCUACUACGUGCAUUUCACCGUGAUCAGCAGCAGCACGGUGGAGGUGGGCAACGGGGACGAAGACGGCGGUGCGGCCGACCCGUGCCGGGGGCGGUACGUCUACAUGCACGACCUGCCGCCCCGUUUCAACGCCGACAUCGUCCGCGACUGCCGCAAGACCGAGGACCACUGGGGCGACAUGUGCGGCUUCGUGAGCAACGCCGGCCUCGGGCGCCCCCUCGCCGCCGACGACGACGGCGUCAUCACGGGCGAGGCCGGGUGGUACGGCACGCACCAGUUCGCGCUGGACGCCAUCUUCCACAACCGGAUGAAGCAGUACGAGUGCCUGACCAACCACUCCGCCGUGGCGUCCGCCGUGUUCGUGCCGUUCUACGCGGGCUUCGACUUCGCCCGCUACCACUGGGGCUACGACAACGCCACCCGGGACGCGGCGUCGGCGGACCUGAUGGAGUGGCUCAUGGCGCGGCCCCAGUGGCGGCGCAAGUGGGGCCACGACCACUUCCUCGUCGCCGGGAGGACGGGGUGGGACUUCCGGAGGAGCAGCAACGUGAACCCGGACUGGGGCACCGACCUGCUCGACAUGCCGGCCGGCCGGAACAUGACGGUGCUGGUGCUGGAGUCCACGCUCAAGUACACCAGCGACUUCUCCGUGCCGUACCCGACCUACUUCCACCCCAGGUCGGACGCCGACGUGCUCCGGUGGCAGGACCGGGUGCGCGGGCGGCGCCGGACGUGGCUCAUGGCGUUCGUGGGCGCGCCGCGGCCGGACGUCCCGAUGAGCAUCCGGAUCCGGGACCACGUCAUCGCGCAGUGCAGGGCGUCGAGCGCCUGCGCCAUGCUGGGGUGCGCCCGCACCCUCGGCAGCACGCAGUGCCACACCCCCGCCAGCAUCAUGCGGCUGUUCCAGAAGUCCGUCUUCUGCCUGCAGCCGCCGGGCGACUCGUGCACGCGCCGCUCGGUGUUCGACUCCAUGGUGGCGGGCUGCAUCCCGGUGUUCUUCCACACGGGGUCGGCGUACGAGCAGUACCCGUGGCAUCUCCCCCGGGACGACGGCCACCUCAGGUACUCGGUCUUCAUCCCGGACGCCGACGUGAGGCGGCGCAACGUGAGCGUCGAGGCCGUGCUCCGGGCGAUCCCUCCGCCCACGGUGGAGCGGAUGCGCCAGGAGGUGAUCAGGCUCAUCCCGACUUUGUUGUACGCCGACCCCAGGUCCAAGCUGGAGACUCUGAAGGACGCGGUCGACGUCGCUAUUGACGGGAUACUCGACACGAUGGCGGGGACCAAGGAUACUCCGAGCCUUUUCGCCGCCAUUUUCUCAAGGUUUCGGCACAAGGGAUCUUGGAAAGCAGCUCGCUAGCCCCCCGUUUCUUUGCGCCCCCCGUGCAGGAACUGUUUCGUUGCGCCCCCCGUGCAGCCCACACGCAGCUCGAAGGGGCCAUUGUGGGCGCGGAUCAGGAACGAUGAGGACGACGACAGCGGCGGGCGGGUCACCGAGGACCCUCCGGACCUUUUCGCCUCCACGGAGUCCAGAUUCAGAUUCCGGCCGGUGCAAGCCGAUCAUCCAUAGUUCUGUCAGAUCACGAAAGGGAAACUGCGAUGGCGCAACUCUCGCAUGUAUAAUUCAAACAUGUGAUUCAUACAGUAUUUGUUCCACGAGAUUUAUAUGUGUCUAGUCUAGGGUUCCGGACGGGACUGUACAGUUUGGUCUGCUGUACACAUUCUGUUCUUUAGCUGAUCAUUAUAAUACUAUGUCAUUCGUCAA
Molecule: messenger RNA, 4871 nt
Organism: Zea mays
Lineage: Eukaryota; Viridiplantae; Streptophyta; Magnoliopsida; Poales; Poaceae
Product: xyloglucan galactosyltransferase KATAMARI1 homolog
Exons: 1
Coding region: 2856-4466 (536 amino acids)
Molecular function (GO): glycosyltransferase activity
Source: RefSeq, a predicted model, not a curated record